AUGAACAGAUGCAGAAAAUGGAUCCUCAACCAUGGUGGUUUAGUGGUUAUUCCAUCAUGGGGAAAGUUUUGGGUCACGGUCCUUGGAGUUUAUGAGUGGCAAGGCUGCAAUCCGCUUCCACCAGAGUUCUGGUUUCUACCAAAAUUCACCCCUAUUCACCCAGGGAAAAUGAUGUGUCUCUGUCGGUUAGUUUACAUGCCCAUGUCAUAUUUAUAUGGGAAGAAGUUUGUGGGCCCUAUCACUGACCUAGUAAGAUCACUAAGAGAAGAGAUGUACAACAAGCCUUAUCAUCAAGUUAACUGGAACAAAGCCCGGAACACUAUUGUUAAGGAGGAUCUGUACUACCCACAUCCUAUGAUUCAAGAUAUAUUAUGGGGAUUUCUUUAUCACAUGGGAGAGCCUAUUCUGAACUGCUGGCCAUUUUCUAAGCUUAGACAUAAGGCAUUAGAAAUCGCAAUUAAUUAUGUGCGUUACGAGGAUGAGAACAGUAGAUACCUUUGCAUUGGAAGUGUAGAGAAAGUAUUAUGUUUGAUAGCACGUUGGGUUGAAGACCCGAACUCAGAGGCAUACAAACUUCAUUUAGCCCAAAUCCUCGAUUAUUUCUGGCUCGCAGAAGAUGGCCUGAAAAUCCAGAGUUGUGGAAGUCAAACGUGGGAUGCAACAUUUGCCAUACAAGCAAUACUUGCUUGUAACGUGAGUGAAGAGUACGGUCCUACGCUUCGAAAAGCACAUGACUUCCUGAAGGCCUCGCAGGUAGUUGAAAAUCCAUCUGGCGAGUUCAAAGAAAUGUACAGACACAUAUGCAAAGGAUCAUGGGCAUUCUCAAUGCAUGACCAAGGCUGGCAGGUCUCGGACUGCACAGCAGAAGGACUCAAGGCUGCACUGUUACUGUCAAAAAUGCCAAGUGAUCUCGUUGGAGAAAAAUUGGAAACAGAGCGAUUCAAUGAUGCUGUUAAUGUCAUCCUCUCUCUACAAAGCAGCAACGGCGGGUUCCCUGCUUGGGAGCCUCAAAAUGCUUACAGUUGGCUAGAGAAAUUCAAUCCAACUGAAUUUUUUGAAGACACACUGAUUGAGAGGGAGUAUGUUAAGUGUACUGGUUCUGCAAUGCAAGCCCUGGCUCUCUUCACAAAGCUACACCCGAAUCAUAGAACAAAGGAAAUACAACAUUGCCUUGCCAAAGCAAUUCGUUACAUUGAAAAAACACAAAAUCCUGAUGGCUCCUGGUAUUCUAUCUUCUAUUCUCACUGA
Molecule: messenger RNA, 1248 nt
Organism: Lathyrus sativus (Indian pea)
Lineage: Eukaryota; Viridiplantae; Streptophyta; Magnoliopsida; Fabales; Fabaceae
Source: the annotation of a GenBank genome assembly